Messenger RNA from Fulmarus glacialis (Northern fulmar), 1971 nucleotides. RefSeq names its product glutamate-rich 3 (gene ERICH3). NCBI's taxonomy places the organism in Eukaryota, Metazoa, Chordata, Aves, Procellariiformes, Procellariidae. Bases 1 to 1971 code for a protein of 656 amino acids. The record is from RefSeq and is a predicted model, not a curated record. The transcript is spliced from 13 exons.
AUGUACCGAAUACUCAUGCACUUCCAACAGGGCCCGCGGCAGGGCGGCGAGGGAGCUGGGGUCCGUGCCUGCCGGACUCAGCCAGGAAUCCAGCUCUGGCUGUUGUAUGGCAUGAUACUGACCUGCCGAAGAUUUCUUGCAACCUACAAUAGUCUUACAGACAAACACCUGGUUGGAUAUUUCAGCAAUACCAGGAUAAGACGACAUCUUCAGAGAUCAGGACUGAUCUCAAGGAGUGGACGAAUAAUAUCUGAGAAAGAAUACCGGCUAAAUGCUAUGAGGAGGGAUCACCAAAGAUACGUACAGGAGUGCCUGGCUCGGGCUAUAUUUCAUAAGGUCCUUGACAUGGAGCGUCAUCAUCAGCUGGAAAUAAAAAGGAAACUUGAAAAUUCUGUGAGGAAGGACAGGGUGCAGAAAAUCAAGGUGGAACAAUCCAGAAGAUCGGUGGAAGGUGCUAGCCCUAUGCGCUCCCCACAUCCACCACUUGGCCCAAGAAAUCAUUAUGGGCUCCAUCCUUUAGUGGCUGGAGAACCAGCUGGUCACUCACAACUGACUUCCUGGCGACCAAAUACAGCUCCAGGAAAUAUGCAACACCCACUUCGCCUCCAACCACUUCACAGCUGUGCUGCGAUAGGGUCUGUACCAAAGACUUCAAGCUCUAAACAAAAGUGCUACACACUUGAAAAUGAUCAGCAGUUUGCCAGUGGGGGGGAGAAGAGUGGGUUAAGACUUAUGAAUUCAGUGGAGUAUGUGACUGGUAUAUCCCCAUAUCAACUCCCCGUCAUUAACAAUUAUGUGAUACCAGUGCCACCUCCCCCCCUGCAAAAAGGAGACAAGAGCAUAAAUGCCGUGAGAAAUGGGAUGCCCAGAGGCAGACGAUUUCAUCCCACCACUGCACCAAAUGGCUUAGAGCAACUUUUAAUAAAGAAUUCUGGAGGAUUCCCUAAGCCCUCAUUACGCAGCAAUGCAUUUGUUACCAUGGUCUUUCUAGGAAAAAGUGUGCAUUUAUCUCAUGAUGACGCUGAUUACAGAGAUGAAAUCAAAGUCUAUCAGCAGCAUUGUGGAGGAGAAAACCUUUGUGUCUACAAAGGCAAGCUAUUGGAAGGAGAGACCUUUCAGUUCGUCUCAAAGAGGCACCAUGGUUUCCCAUUCAGCCUCACCUUUUUUCUCAAUGGGAUGCAAGUGGACAGGAUGAGCUGUUGCUGUGAGUACAAACAUCAGAAGCGUUCCAGGCUGGGAGGCAGACAUGGAUACUUCGGGUUUCUCAAUGUGGAGGGAGCAUCUCCUUGCUACAGGUGUAUUAUUGCAAUGGGUCUGGACAAAAAGCCAUCCCCUCCCAAAAGAAAGAUGGAGGACCAUGAGGAAAACCAUGUGGGUUCCUGGAGAGAUGGAGUGCGCAGUGAGCCAAGUAAAAGCAGUGUUGAGCAGAAAUCAAGCAAAGAUUCAGUGUUAGUCAUCUUACCAGGUCAUGAAGUAAGUGUAGAAACUAUUGAGGACAAAAUGGAGACCGCACAGGAGUACAGAAAAGAAGAAAGGAAACAACUAUCUGAUCGUGAGAGUGAAGAUAGUCAGGAAGACAGCGUUAAAAAUGAGUAUGAUGAAGAUUUUGAAGCAGAUAAAGAAGUUAAUGAAGAGGGACAGACUGGUGAUCAAAUGAAUGGAAUGUCAAAGUCAUCCUCGGAUGAUAAAAAACAUGAUUUAGACUAUGAAAAGGAGAGUAAAAACUCAUCACAGAAAGCACUGCAGGCGUCUGACAGUGAGAAAGAUGAAAGUGAUGGAUAUUCUGACAGUGACUCGGAGGGUGAUAAACAAGAGCUGUGCUGGCUUUUAGAUCUGUUACCUACAGUUCAGCUCUUGAAUUUGUCUUUUGGCUCAGGAGACAAUGAACUUCAUCUCCAGUUCAACUUGAAUGGUUUACACAUGAUUUUGGAGAUCUUUAUCAUAUUCAUCGAGAUAACAGGAGUGCACUAA